AUGGCUGCUUUCUGGGAGAUGAUGGAUGUUGAUGUCGAUGCUGGGCCAACUACUGAACAGAUAAAAGCAGCAUUUAGGAGAUGCGAGGAGUGGUCUCGGGAUGAUCGCAUGCGGCUCGGAUACCUUGCCAUCUUCACUGGAUUCAUUGAAGGGAGAAAUUACUCAACCGCUACACGGGCUAGUCUUGCAAGGCUAGUGAUGGAUUUAGAAAAAAAUGAGAAUUAUCCUUGGGGGAGAGUGGUGUUUAAGGUGCUGAUGGAGUCUUUGAAGGGAAAAGAUUUUGAAUCAAAUUCAUACACUGUUGAUGGGUUUAUUCAAGUUCUCCAGGUAUGGGUGUACUUUGCUUUGCCAGAAUUUGGUGCUAAUUAUGGGCAUCCCCUACCAAACAGAACGUCUCCGCUGUUGAUGGCUUACAAUGGUGGCAAAGGACGCAGAUUUUGUAAAGAGGCCAUUAGCAGACAUACUAGCGUGAUCAACUUCGUCCAAAAGGACUUUGCUGAGAUGUUUCCACGAUGGGACUUUGAUGAAGUCACCGGUACUAAACCGAGUGUGAAGAAGGAAGUGAGUGCAGCAGAGACAGAUAGUGGUGUGAAGGAGGAAAAUGCAAGACCUCAGAAGAAAGCUCGUAAAGAGGUUCGUAAAGAGGCUUCUAUUGAAGCUAGUAAAGAGGUUCUUAAAGAGGCUUAUGUUGAGGCUAGUAAAGUGCCUUCUGCUGAGGCUUCUACGUCUGUUGGUGGGAUGACCAAGGAGCAUAUUGAAAAAAGCUUGAGGGACAUAGCUGAUGUCAUGAGGGAUGGGUUUGGGAUGUGCCUUAAGGAGAUCAAGUUGCUGGGGGAUUGGAUUGAAGCUGUGGAGAAGAAGAGCGAAAGCGUGAAUGAGGCGAAAGCACGACAUAAUGACCCCCAAGAACCGAGUUCCUCGAAAGAUCGGAGUCUUGUGAUAACAAAUGAGUACAAAGGAGUACCCACUGAGGGGAAACCUACAGAACAAAGUGGUGAACCUAGCGUUCUUGUAUUUGACAAAGGAGUACCCACUGAUUCAGAUUUACAGAAGGAGGAAACUAGAAGGCAGAGAAAGAGGAAUGCUGCUAUGGGAAAUAACACUGCCAAAGUGAUCAUUCCAAACAAAAGGGUUGGUCAAGGCUAUGAUCCUUUUGCACCCAUUGACAAGAAGAUGUCGAAGAUGCUCACUGAUUGGGUGAAACUUGAUCCGUAA
Messenger RNA from Brassica napus (rape), 1215 nucleotides. RefSeq lists its product as uncharacterized. The transcript has 5 exons. Lineage: Eukaryota; Viridiplantae; Streptophyta; Magnoliopsida; Brassicales; Brassicaceae. The record is from RefSeq and is a predicted model, not a curated record. Bases 1 to 1215 code for a protein of 404 amino acids.